GCCAGCAAAAGGCACUGCACUCCAACUCAUCAUUGAAAGGAGGCGUUUCUCUCUGUGAGUUUGCGGAAAUGAUUACAGGCUGAGAGAGGAAGGAAGCGAGGCAACCGGGCGGAUUCUUGCAUACAGACAUUCUGGCUCAUUGAAAAAUUAUAUAUUUCUUUCCUUUUGGAAUUUAAAAUAAAAGAUAAAGCAGCCAAGAUGUCGAAGAACGUGUCCUCUGACCGCUUCAGGAAGGUGGAUGUAGAUGAGUACGACGAGAACAAGUUUGUGGACGAGGAAGAGGGAGGAGAAAACCAACAGGGUCCGGAUGAAGGGGAAGUUGAUUCAUUAAUCAGACAAGGAAACGUGAUGGGUGCUCUCCAGGCAGUCCUGAAAAAUCCACCAAUGAACACAAAGAACCAAGCACUGAAGGACCGGGCGGAGGGUCUUGUUCUGAAGGUCCUGAGCUCCUUUAAAAGCGCUGAUAUUGAGAAGGCUGUGCAGUCCCUGGACAAGAAUGGCGUGGAUCUCCUCAUGAAGUACAUCUACAAGGGGUUUGAGCAGCCCACAGAAAACAGCAGCGCAGUCUUACUGCAGUGGCAUGAAAAGGCUUUAUCUGCUGGUGGCGUAGGAUCCAUUGUUCGAGUCUUAACUGCCAGAAAAACAGUUUAACACAUUCCUGGAACUGCUCUGCAUAGAGAGGGAUUUGCUGGUACAAAAACUAAGAGUCAUUCAAAGGGUCCUGUGCAGGACUCCAUUCUUCCUGUGAACCCUUCUUUAUCUCAGCUUGCUUUUAUAUCUUUUGUAUUCUUUUUUCUUAAAACAAAUUUGUUAUCAAGACCAUGGUGCAAUGUUACAGUUAAAUUUGUACUCUGUAGCGACUUUGUAUCACAAGCAUUUCAAUUGGACUUUUUUUCUUUCUUUUUUUUUUUUUUUUUUUUUAAGUGAAAAUGUAUAAAAAAGACUGAGUUACAGUAUAUUGUGUAUUUCACUUUUUUUAUCCAGUAACCAAUUUGUGGCUAAAAACAUGGCAAGCCCCCAAAUAUGCCAGUGCAGUUUGCUGCAGUGUCCAUUUGCUCAAUGCCAAUCUUUUACUUUACCAUAGUUCUAACUAGAAGCAAGGAGAGUGGAGUUCAGUCAUUUCCUCAUUUCUUUUCUUUUUUUUUUUUUAAGGCUACAAAAGCAGGCGUGCGGCUCGUUGUGCAUUAAUUACCAGAAUCCUCUCAGCAGGGUGUCUAUAUGCAACUGCUCUGCAAACAAGUAAAUCACUGGCAUGUUAAAAAGUAUAUAUAAACUACACAAUGUAGCCUGGUUAAUCAAAGCUCUUAUCAAGCAUUCUAUUUGCUCAGUGAUUUUCAGUAUUACUUCUUCAGAUUAGCCAGAUCUAGAUGUUUUUGUGCCAUAUUUUGGACCAAAAUAUCAGUUUAUUUGGACCAUAAUUCUUUCUUUUUUUUCGCUUUUGAUUACAUCAUGUUUUAUAAUUAAAUUGCCUCAACUAGAACAAUUAAAUACGCAGUGCAAUAAAAGCUUGGUAAGUGUGAUUGGAAAAAUAAUUCAUACUGUAAGGGACACAGACUGAACUCUUUCCUAAAUAAGUGUAAUGGGGAAAGUGUUGAUGAUUUGGUACUGUUGUCAGUAUGACUUCAUCAGAAUUGAUAGGUAAUUUAGUUGUAGCCAAUGCACUUACCAUAAAUAAGGAAGCACAAAAAUACAGACCAGACCUUGAUGUACAGUACUACCUGUGUUGUGCGAGGUGUUCAUGUAAUGAUUAUAAUUUGUUGGGCCCAAAAAAAUGAUGACCAUAAAAUAAAUAUUUUUUGCUACUUUGUGUUAUGGGAAAAUGUAAUUCUAAAUCGGCAGUGAUAGAAAUAAGCAUUUACUAAUGUUACUUAGUUAAUUUGUAAUUGGUUUGAGCAAAUAUACCUAACUGGUUUACAGACUGCCUUAUCAAAAUGGUCCUUUUUUAUGUAUGUGCUUUUGUAAUGCGAUACAGAAAAAAAAGCUUAAGCAAAUAAGAAUAAAACAAUUAGUGUUG
Molecule: messenger RNA, 2014 nt
Organism: Acipenser ruthenus (sterlet)
Lineage: Eukaryota; Metazoa; Chordata; Actinopteri; Acipenseriformes; Acipenseridae
Product: actin-related protein 2/3 complex subunit 5-A
Exons: 4
Coding region: 199-651 (150 amino acids)
Biological process (GO): regulation of actin filament polymerization; Arp2/3 complex-mediated actin nucleation; cell migration
Cellular component (GO): cytoplasm; actin cytoskeleton; Arp2/3 protein complex
Molecular function (GO): actin filament binding
Source: RefSeq, a predicted model, not a curated record